GUCUUCAUCAUCUCCGUGAACAAGCGCCUCAUGGGCAGCCAGGGCUACGCGUUCCGCUUCGUCGUCACGCUCAACGCGCUCCACUACCUCACCACCACGGUCUGGACCGUCGUCGCCAAGAAGGUGGGCCUCGCGAAGCAGGACGACGGCGCCGGCGGCAAGCCCGCCCACGUGCCCUGGCGGGCCGUGGCCGUCUUCACCUUAGUUUCGGACGCGUCGAUCAUCAGCCUGAACACGUCCUUGAUGCUCAACAGCAUCACGCUCUACCAGAUCGCCAAGCUGGGCAUCAUCCCCUGCACCUGCGUCGUCGAGUACUUCCUGUACGGGCGCGUCUUCACGGCGAAGAUGAUCGCGUCCAUCGGCCUCACGCUGUGCGGCGUCGCCCUGGUCGCGAUCACGGAGAUGAACGUGUCCUCCUCGGCGCUCGGCGUCGCCGUGGCGGCCUGCAGCGUGCUGAGCUCGUCGGGCCAGCAGCUCCUCGUGCGCCACCUCCAGCUCAAGCACAACGUCUCCGCCGGCGCGCUGCUGGGCGUCGUCGCGCCCGCGCAGGGCAUGUCGCUCCUGCUCCUCUCGCCGGUGCUCGACAAGCUGAGCACGGGCAUCUUCGUCACGGACUACCGCUGGAGCCGGGGCAGCGCGCUCUGCCUCGUCAUGUCCUGCAGCGCCGCCGUCCUCGUCAACGUGUCCCAGUUCCUCGUGCUCGGCCGCUUCACGGCCGUCACGUAUCAGGUCCUCGGCCACGCGAAAACGAUCUGCGUCCUCGUCGUCGGCUACCUCUUCUUCGGCGGCCAGAUCACGGGCCAGCAGUUCGUGGGCAUGACCAUGGCCGUCGGCGGCAUGAUGUCCUACUCCCAGGCGAGCCAG
This is a messenger RNA of Aureococcus anophagefferens, 864 nucleotides long. RefSeq lists its product as hypothetical. The record is from RefSeq and is a predicted model, not a curated record. The annotation marks the transcript as partial. Gene Ontology annotation, cellular component: Golgi apparatus. Gene Ontology annotation, molecular function: nucleotide-sugar transmembrane transporter activity; antiporter activity. The transcript has a single exon. Lineage: Eukaryota; Pelagophyceae; Pelagomonadales; Pelagomonadaceae.